CUAUUUCAGAUUAAAGCCCUGAUUUCAGCCCCCCCCAGCGAGGCGACUGUGGCUGAGACGAAGUCCUCCUCAGAGGAGCCGGCCGCCCCUAAACCUGCUGCUGAACCUCCGGCUGCCCCCAAACCCAAACCCAAACCGGACACGGCCAGGGCGCUCGGCCUGCUGGGAAAACGCACCUUUGAUAAGCCUCCUCCAGGCAGGUCAACAGGGAUCAUCUCUUUCAUCGGGCCGACGUUCGGCUACAUCGAGAGAGAAGAUCUGGAGAAGUUCACCUUCAGUUUCUCCGUCUUCUUUGGGAACCCCAAAGCCAUGAAGCCCGGGGUCAGAGUUCACUUCACCGCCUGCAAGGAGAAGAAGGCGCUGAUAGCCACGGACGUGAAGGUGGCGCCGGGUGGAACGGAGAACGUGGACACGGAGAUCUACGAGGCGGUGGUCAGCCAGCCAAUCACAGAGCCUCAGCCCGGCGAGCGGCAGUACCCGGGCCAGGUGCACGUGGACAUCGGGCCGCUGCGGACCAACCUGACGUUCGACAGGAAGGACAGCACGGUGACGCUGCUGCAGAACGACCAGGUGCUCAUCAACCUGCUCACAGACAUCGUCACGGAGAAGAGGAGGGCCACCAACAUCAAGCCCAAGAUCCCCUCAACGUUCAGCCACACUGGGGAGGCCAGGGAGCAG
Messenger RNA from Perca fluviatilis (European perch), 678 nucleotides. Its product is annotated as cold shock domain-containing protein E1-like. The record is from RefSeq and is a predicted model, not a curated record. NCBI's taxonomy places the organism in Eukaryota, Metazoa, Chordata, Actinopteri, Perciformes, Percidae.